AUGGCGUCUCUCGCUCGCACCGCAGGGCGUCUUCGAGCCCCAGCUUUUCGCACAAAUGCUCGCGUAGCUUCCAGGGCACCAAUUGCAUCACAGAAAAGACAUGCCUCUGCAGCAGCAGCCGCAGUUGCAGAGAGCGGCGAGCAUUCCUUCUUCCCAGAUGAGCCUCGCCAGCCUACUGUGAAGACUCAAAUACCCGGCCCGGAGAGCAAGAAGGCUAUCGAAAGACUAAGCAAGGUCUUUGACACCAGGAGCUUGAACAUGAUGGCCGAUUACUCGCAAAGCUAUGGCAACUACAUCGCAGACCUCGACGGCAACGUCCUCCUCGACGUAUACGCCCAAAUCGCCUCCAUCCCCGUAGGCUACAACAACCCGUCCCUCCUGCUCGCCGCCACCUCCCCCGACAUGGCCUCCGCCAUCAUCAACCGGCCGGCACUAGGAAACUUCCCGCAGCACGACUGGGCCGACAUCCUCGAAACGGGCAUCCUAUCCGUCGCGCCCAAGGGCCUCAACCAAGUCUUCACCGCGCAAGCCGGCUCCGACGCCAACGAGCUCGCCUACAAAGCCGCCUUCAUGUGGAAGCGACAACAACAACGCGGCGGCAUCGACGCCGACUUCUCCGCCGAAGACAUAUCCUCGUCCAUGAACAACAAAGCGCCCGGCGCACCCGACAUGUCGAUCCUCUCCUUCAAAACCGGUUUCCACGGCCGCCUCUUCGGCAGUCUCUCAACCACGCGCUCCAAACCCAUCCACAAGCUCGACAUCCCCGCCUUCGAUUGGCCCCAAGCCCCCUUCCCCGUUCUAAAAUACCCCCUUCAUGAACAUGAAGCCGAAAACGCAGCAGAAGAACAGCGCUGCCUCGACGAAACCGAAUCCAUCCUCCUAAACUACCACAACCCACCCGCGGCCGUGGUAAUCGAGCCCGUCCAAUCCGAAGGCGGCGACAACCACGCCACGCCCUUCUUCUUCCGCGGCCUGCGCGCCCUCACCAAGAAACACAACGUCCUCCUCAUCGUCGACGAAGUGCAAACGGGCGUCGGCGCGACCGGCAAGUUCUGGGCGCAUGAACACUGGGGGUUGGAUGCGCCGCCUGAUAUGGUUACUUUUAGCAAGAAAGCGCAGACGGCGGGGUAUUACUUUGGGGAUAAUGAGCUGAGGCCGAAUAAACCGUAUCGCCAGUUUAAUACUUGGAUGGGUGAUCCGGCGAGGGCUAUUCUCUUCCGGUCUAUCAUUCAAGAGAUCAACCGGAUGGAUCUUGUUAAUAACACUGCGGCGACGGGUGAUUAUCUCUUUGCGGGCCUGCAGAGGUUGAGCGAGAGGUUCCCGCAGGAGAUUCAGAAUCUGAGGGGGAAGGGGCAGGGAACGUUUAUUGCGUUUGAUAGUGUGAGGAGGGAUGAGGUGCUCAGGAAGGCGAAGGGCGAGGGUGUCAACAUCGGCGGGUCGGGAGAGAGGGCAGUUAGGUUGAGGCCCAUGCUAAUCUUCCAAAAGCACCACGCGGAUCUUUUGCUGGAGAGGUUGGAGAAGGUUUUCCACUCUUGA
Alternaria arbusti is the source of this 1536-nucleotide messenger RNA. RefSeq lists its product as uncharacterized. The transcript is spliced from 2 exons. NCBI's taxonomy places the organism in Eukaryota, Fungi, Ascomycota, Dothideomycetes, Pleosporales, Pleosporaceae. The record is from RefSeq and is a predicted model, not a curated record. Bases 1 to 1536 code for a protein of 511 amino acids. Gene Ontology annotation, biological process: GABA catabolic process. Gene Ontology annotation, molecular function: pyridoxal phosphate binding. Gene Ontology annotation, cellular component: mitochondrion.